UAUUGACUGGUGGAAUUGAGAGUGCUGGAGAAACAGGGAGGGAAAAGGGGGCUUUCAAGAGAUAGCUAGGCAGCCAACGACACCCUCGCGACAGGAUUACAAAUCUAUAGAUUCUCAAAGGUCCUGGUUGAUAGGAGCAACUCCCAGAGCUGUUUGAGAUUGAGCUGAAAACAUUUCUGCAGGAAGACCUUUGAAUAAAAGAGCCAUGGAGCCGAGAGAGAAAAGCCCUCAGCAGAUAAGGCAAGUGCUGAUUUUCUUUGUUUGCCUGGGAGGGUCUUUGGUGUGUUCAGAGAACUGGCGCUUUUCUGUAGCAGAAGAAACAGAGACCGGCUCCUUUAUAGCCAACGUGGUGAAAGACGUAGGUUCAGGUGUGGAAGACUUGGCUGCGCGGAGGGCCAGAGUCAUCUUUGACGAUUAUAAACCAUACCUGUGGUUGGAUCAGCAGACUGGCAACUUGCUCUUAAAUGAGCAAUUGGACCGGGAGGCACUUUGUGAUUUCACGGAGCCAUGUGUAUUGCAUUUUCAGGUGUUACUUGAAAAUCCUUUGCAAUUUUUUCGGGCUGAGCUUUGGGUCAGAGACAUAAAUGAUCACACUCCCACAUUCUUAGAUAAAGAUAUACUUCUGAAAAUUCAAGAAGGUACUGCUCCAGGAACCUCAUUUCAAAUGGAGAGUGCUCAGGACUUGGAUGUAGGAAAGAAUGGUGUCCAAAACUACACAUUAAGCCCCAAUCCUCAUUUCCACCUUAAAUUAGAAGACAGUGAUGAGGGCAGAAAAUACCCAGAGCUGGUACUGGACCAAUCUCUGGAUCGAGAGAAGGAGCCUGAGCUUAGAUUAACGCUAACAGCCUUGGAUGGUGGGUCUCCGCCCAGGUCUGGAACUGCAGUGGUUCGCGUUUUGGUCUUAGAUAUCAAUGACAAUGCCCCUGAGUUCCAGAGUCCCCUCUAUGAGGUUCAGAUACCAGAAAACAGCCCUCUGGACUCCUUGGUCGUCAAGGUGUCUGCUACAGAUUUAGACACAGGAAUAAAUGGAGAACUAUCUUAUUCGUUUUCGCACAUCUCCAGAGACAUACGGAAAACAUUUGAAAUCCAUCCAGUCUCUGGCGAAGUCCAUUUAAAAGCACUUUUGGAUUUCGAGUUAAUUCAGUCUUACAUGAUAAAUAUUCAGGCCAUUGACGGUGGAAGCCUCACGGGAAAAUCUACGAUUUUAAUUCGGGUCCUAGAUGUGAAUGAUAACCCACCAGAAAUAGUCAUAACAUCUCUUACCAGCCCCAUACCGGAAAAUUCAUCACCUGAGAUGGUCGUCGCUGUUUUUGGUGUACGAGACCAAGACUCUGAGGACAACGGGAAGAUGGUUUGCUCAAUUCAAGAUAAUCUCCCCUUUCUCUUGAAACCCACUUUCAAGAAUUUCUACACCCUGGUAACAGAGCGCCCAUUGGACAGAGAGACCAGAACUGAAUACAACAUUACCAUCACCGUCACUGAUUUGGGGACCCCCAGACUGAAAACCGAACAUAACAUAACCGUGAUAGUCUCCGACGUCAACGACAACGCCCCGGCCUUCACUCAAACCUCCUACACGCUGUUCGUCCGCGAGAACAACAGCCCCGCCCUGCACAUCGGCAGCGUCAGCGCCACAGACAGAGACGCGGGCGCCAACGCCCAGGUCACCUACUCGCUGCUGCCGCCCCAGGACCCGCAGCUGCCCCUGGCCUCCCUGGUGUCCAUCAACGCGGACAACGGGCAGCUGUUCGCCCUGAGGGCGCUGGAUUACGAGGCCCUGCGGGUCUUGGAGUUCGGCGUGGGCGCCGUGGACCGCGGCUCCCCGGCGCUGAGCAGCCCGGCGCUGGUGCUGUUAGCAAGGACAGACUGCCAGGACAGACUGCCUACAGACCCAACAGGAACCCCGACCCUAAAGACUUCUGGCGUUGGAGAAAUGGAGGCUGAAGAGCAGCGCUUUCCUAUACUAAGGCAAGUCCUGCUUCUCUUUGUUUUCCUGGCUCAGACUUGGGCGGAGCAUGAAGGUUAUAGUGUCGUAGAAGAAACGGCCACUGGAUCUUUUGUGGCCAAUCUAGCAAAGGACAUAGGGCUAGAGGUAGGAAUGCUGUCUUGGCGGAGGGCUCGGGUCAUUGUUAACAACAACAAAAAACACUUUCAGCUGAACCUUCAGACUGGAGAUUUACAAGUAAAUGAGAAAUUGGAUCGGGAAGAACUGUGUGGUCCCACGGAGCCUUGCAUGCUGCAAUUCCAGGUGUUACUGGAAGAACCUUUGGAGGUAUAUAGGUUUAAGCUUUUGGUUAGUGACAUAAAUGACAAUUCACCUGUGUUUCCAGAAGCAGAAAUGACUUUGAAAAUAAUGGAAAAUACUCUUCCAGGGACUCUGUUUCCCCUAAAAAAUGCACAAGAUUUAGAUGUAGGCAUCAAUAACAUUCAAAAGUACACCAUCUACCCCAACUCCCAUUUCCACGUUCUUACCCGAAAUGGCAGUGAGGGCAGAAAAUACCCAGAGCUGGUUCUGGACAAAGCCCUAGAUCGUGAGGAACAGCCUGAGCUCAGCGAGCGCGACGCGGCCAAGCACAGGCUGCUGGUGCUGGUCAAGGACAAUGGCGAGCCGCCGCUGUCGGCCAGCGUCACGCUGCACGUGCUGCUGGUGGACGGCUUCUCGCAGCCCUACCUGCCGCUCCCGGAAGCGGCUGCCGACGCGGCCCAGGCCGACCCGCUCACCGUCUACCUGGUCAUCGCGCUGGCGUCGAUGUCGUCGCUCUUCCUGUUCUCGGUGCUGGCAUUCGUCGCGGUGAAGUUGUGCAGGAGGGGCAGGGCCGCCUGGAUGAGUGGCAGCUCAGUGCCCGAGGGCCACUUUCCGGGCCACCUAGUGGAUGUCAGCGGCACUGGAACCCUGUCCCAGAAUUACCAGUAUGAAGUGUAUCUGACAGGAGGCUCAGGGAACACCAGAGAGUUCAAGUUCUGAAGUCUGUUGCCUCCAAUCAUCACAAGUCGAUUUGUCAAUGAUGUGGAGGAAAACUCUAACUUCUUAAACAGUUUUGGAUUCAAUUAGGAAUUUGCUAAGUUUUCAGAGCAUUCAAGUUGAAGGUUAGUUCUUUCUAAAUAUACUACAUCUCCAUUACCUUUUUUGGUCCAUAUAGAACUUCUUGGAUAUUUUAUUUCAUUUUCCAAGUUAAGAAGAUUAGAAAUUUUAAGUAUUUCGAUUUAGACAACAAACUUGUAACAUUACUUCAUUACUGAAAAGUCAUGAAUAUUUGUUCAAUUUAUCAACUUUUCAUCAUCAACUACUACUGAUCUGUAAAUGACCCUAGCCCCAUUCUCUGUUUGAAUAUUGUCCAGAAAUAUGUUCUAAAUGUUUGAUGUUGUGGUUACUUAGGAGAUAGGCAUGAUAUAAAUAUAACAAGUCACUAGUAUAUCUUCAGUUUACUAUGAUAUUAUGCAUACGUGGCUUAAUUUUUUAAAGGGAGAAACAUCUGCAAAUAUUGCAUGUUUUUGUUUCACAGUAGUAUUAAAUGGAAAAAACUUACAAUUUCCCCCACACUUAAAGACAUUUUAUCUCUUUAUAUCAAACUUGAGUACAUAAUAUACAUGAGUAUUAUUUAAAAAUCGGUAGAUUUUUUCCUAGAUAUUUAAAAUUAUAGAUCCCACCCCAUCUCUUUCUGGAAAUUUUUCUUUUCAGUAGACAUCUACUGUUAUAGCCAUGUUUAUUUUAAUGAUUCAUCUUCCUCUCUGAUUUCAGACAAUCAAACAAAGUGGUAGACAUUACUGAUCCAAUUGUACCAAUCUGAUUCUCUCUGGGUUUUUUUUUUUAGUAGCUUUAGAAACCAGAUAUGAAAUAGUCCAUCUGUUAGGAACUUAACAAGAAAUAUCAUGUUGGCUAAAGCCAUGAAAAGAAGCAUAGAAAGCCAAUACACUUAGAGGCAAGAAGGAAGGAGAUGCCUAAAGAGUAACCUUGUACAUUUUCCAGUCCCACCCAAGUCUGCUUUGCUCCUUGGGUUUUUGGAAACAAGUGCUCUUGUAAUAAACUUUCCUCUAAUUAAGAAGCUAAGUAGGUUUUUGUUUUCACUUGUUAAAAGCAUGUUUAGAUAUUUUUGUAUGGAUUGAAACUUAUUUUUUGUGGUUUUCAUAUUAAUUUAUAAAUUGUGGUUUUUGUUUUAAUUUAACAAUAUUUGGGUCUAAAGGUUGUGGAAUAUUAGUAGUCUAUAAGAGACAAGCACAAGCUUUUGUUAGACUGUAUACUUUUUAGAAUUGAUAGAUUAUUUCCAAAUUGUACAGUUUGUGGAGUACUUAGUAGAAACUUAGAAUAUUCUACUAUAUAAGUUAUAAAUAUCAUUAGUGUCAUAAUAGCAUUUGUGUGAAAUAACACCGACAAUGUAAAAAGUGUUUUAAAGAGAUGUAUACCUUAUUUGUAAAAUCAUUAUAGCCUGGUCGUUAUGUUCUUUCUUUUUUUAUAAUAUAUUCAUUUGUUGGGGGGGUAGCAAGAGUAUUUUGCUAUUUAAUUAAAACCAUUUUAAAUCAUUCCAAAUUAUUUCAAAUUACUCUUCAAAAGAGCAUGGAAAACAGCUGCUUGGGAACAUGCUGUCUUGUUCAUCCAGCUCAUAUAAUGAACCAGAAUCCUAGCAAAAAAAUGGAGCUUUUCCAUUAGGAAGAGAAUCCGUCAGUCAAAUUUUAAAAGUGAAUUGUGAUGUAUUCAUUGACCUAUUCAAUAAAUAUUUGUUGAGCAUC
This is a messenger RNA of Pteropus alecto (black flying fox), 4725 nucleotides long. RefSeq names its product protocadherin beta-18-like. The coding region runs from base 206 to 2965 and encodes 919 amino acids. Gene Ontology annotation, biological process: homophilic cell-cell adhesion. The record is from RefSeq and is a predicted model, not a curated record. Lineage: Eukaryota; Metazoa; Chordata; Mammalia; Chiroptera; Pteropodidae. Gene Ontology annotation, cellular component: plasma membrane. Gene Ontology annotation, molecular function: calcium ion binding. The transcript has 4 exons.